UCUACGACCGUCCGGAACAUGCUUACUGUGAUCAGUAUUUAAGUACCGUAACAAAGCAAAUAAAUAUCAGUCCCGUUUAAAAAUGAACCGCAUUUUCGGUCGGAGCAAACAAACGCCUACUCCUAACCUUUCUGACUGCAUAGGCAAUGUGGAUACGAGGAUCGAGUCAGUCGAUAAGAAAAUAGCGAGAAUCGACGCAGAGCUAAUCAAGUAUAAGGACCAGAUGAAAAAGAUGAGGGAUGGACCCUCAAAAAAUGCAGUGAAACAGAAGGCGAUGAGAGUACUAAAACAAAAGAGAAUGUAUGAAGGUCAAAGAGAUCAGCUUUCCCAGCAGUCAUUUAAUAUGGAACAAGCCAACUAUACUAUCCAGUCUUUGAGGGACACCAAAACAACAGUGGAGGCUAUGAAGAUUGGAGCAAAAGAAAUGAAGAAAGCAUAUAAACAAGUGAAGAUGGAUCAGAUUGAAGACCUGCAGGAUCAACUGGAGGACAUGACGGAAGAGGCUAACGAGGUGCAGGAAGCUCUCAGUCGCAGCUAUGGUACACCAGAGAUCGAUGAGGAUGAGCUAGAAGCAGAGCUGGAUGCUCUGGGAGAUGAGUUACUGCUGGAUGAUGACAGCUCUUACUUAGAUGAAGCCUCGUCUGCACCCUGCAUUCCUGAAGGAAUGCCCAGUGACACUAAAACCAAUAAGGAUGGAGUUCUGGUCGAUGAGUUUGGCCUACCACAGAUCCCUGCCACAUAAGAAUCUGUUCUCUGAUCAGUGUUUUGUUUACUGGUGGAGGACGUUUUUCUUGUGCUGAUGGUAUUGAACAUGUUGUGUUGUAUUCAUUGCCCAGUCUAGCACACGGUAUUGUACAUGAAGCGUGAUUUUCCGGUUUUAUUUAGAAUUUGAUCAUGUAAACAUGUUCGCCUGAUUUCCAUAACCCAGUAAAUUCCGACGAGAUUACAGUUUUUAGAUAUCCAAUUUAAACUCCUGGCAUAUCCUUUAGUAAUCAGAAUUUUGGAUCACCUACUUUCCCUUGUAUCUGAACAUAACUUUUUAUUAAUGCAUGUCCAAGCAAAAAUAGUUUUGGAUGAUAACUUUGGAAAUACAAACAGUUUGGGAAAGCCGAGUUAUUGAAUAAACGUAUUUAUUUAUUUUAACAAAAAAUUACAAACAUAAACUCACUCUUGAGUGUUGUUACAUAUAAACUCCUAUUAUUAUUAUUAAUUUUAUAUUUCUAUGCUCUUGUUAAGACGAAGUGUGUAUUGCAUCACUCUGAACUCUGAAGCUGGUUGAAAUGUUGACAGAAUUAUUGUUGACACUGAUUAAAUAUUUCAAGUCCAUCGUUCUGGGUAGCAUUAGCAUGAAUGAAGAACUUGCGUCGAGCAGUCAUGAACUAGUCCCAACAAAAUGACCUGGUUUUUCUGAUAACAAACUUCAUUAAUGAAUUGAAUAUGCAUCAAGAUGUGAAAUAUUCUGAAAUGUGAAAUGCAUCACUGGAGUCUAUGAGAGAUGCAAUAAAUGGUGGUAUUUGAAAACAUUUUUGUGGAACCAUUGGGCUAUUCAUGCAGCAAUAACACAUUUCAGAGGAAAGACAGAUUGAGCAAGAGGUAUUGCACAGUCACAUUAUUUACAAGAUUAGCUGCUACAAAAAAACAUACAUAGAAAUUUUUUUAUGUAUUUUUUUUGUUCGUUCC
Molecule: messenger RNA, 1680 nt
Organism: Sinocyclocheilus grahami
Lineage: Eukaryota; Metazoa; Chordata; Actinopteri; Cypriniformes; Cyprinidae
Product: charged multivesicular body protein 5-like
Exons: 8
Coding region: 83-742 (219 amino acids)
Biological process (GO): late endosome to vacuole transport via multivesicular body sorting pathway; vesicle budding from membrane
Cellular component (GO): multivesicular body
Source: RefSeq, a predicted model, not a curated record